This is a messenger RNA of Sinocyclocheilus rhinocerous, 1862 nucleotides long. Its product is annotated as gamma-aminobutyric acid receptor subunit gamma-2-like. Gene Ontology annotation, molecular function: GABA-A receptor activity; extracellular ligand-gated monoatomic ion channel activity. Gene Ontology annotation, cellular component: membrane. Gene Ontology annotation, biological process: monoatomic ion transmembrane transport; chloride transport; gamma-aminobutyric acid signaling pathway. The transcript is spliced from 10 exons. NCBI's taxonomy places the organism in Eukaryota, Metazoa, Chordata, Actinopteri, Cypriniformes, Cyprinidae. The record is from RefSeq and is a predicted model, not a curated record. Bases 255 to 1733 code for a protein of 492 amino acids.
UCUCUACCACGCAUGUGUUGUAUUGCUGCAGCGACGUGCAUCAGAUCCGCUUUCACACACUUCAUCUGCAUUCACACAUUUAGCAGUUGUGCCGGAGCCGGUCUUGCAUUUACUUCCAGAUAGCAGCCAGUGUUAUUUCAGUAGAGAAGGAGCUCGCCUCUGAGACGCGAAAGCCAACGCGAUCUGCUAUGUGUCAUAGCGAAGAAAGGCAGUAAAUAAAGGGGACGCGUCCGUCUGCGUGAAGAGAGAGCAAGAUGGUGAUCAUGGCUUCUUCUUUUCAUUGUUCCUCUAAAUGCUUGAAUGCGAUGGCGAUCCCCGCGAUCUCGCUCAAGCUCUGUCUGUGGGCUUUUCUAAUCGCCCAUCUUCCUCUGAGCUCUGUCCAGCUGGAAAGUGAUGAUGAUGAAGUGACAAACAAAACGUGGGUUCUGACCACAGCCCAACUCUGUUUUUCCUCCUAUGAUGAUGAUGAAGUGACAAACAAAACGUGGGUUCUGACCCCCAAAGUGUACGAGAGCGACGUCACACAUAUUUUGAACAGCUUACUAGACGGCUACGAUAACAAGCUGCGGCCAGACAUCGGAGUCAAACCAAUCGUGAUCCACACAGACAUGUUUGUCAACAGUAUUGGUCCAGUAAAUGCCAUCAACAUGGAGUACACGAUUGACAUCUUCUUCGCCCAGACGUGGUAUGACAGGCGGUUGAAGUUCAACAGCACCAUGAAGGUUCUGCGUCUCAACAGCAACAUGGUGGGAAAAAUCUGGAUCCCUGACACGUUUUUCCGCAACUCUAAGAAGGCAGACGCCCACUGGAUCACCACACCUAAUCGCAUGCUUCGGAUAUGGAACGACGGGCGUAUACUGUACACUUUAAGGUUGACCAUUGAUGCAGAGUGCCAGCUUAAACUGAAUAACUUUCCGAUGGAUGAACAUUCAUGUCCCCUGGAGUUCUCAAGCUAUGGCUACCCCAAGGAGGAGAUUGUAUACAAGUGGAAGCGCAGCUCGGUGGAGGUUGGAGACAUCCGCUCUUGGCGUCUUUACCAGUUCUCCUUUGUUGGCCUGAGAAAUACCACAGAGGUUGUCAGGACUGUGUCUGGAGAUUAUGUGGUUCUGACCGUCUUCUUUGACUUAAGCAGAAGAAUGGGUUAUUUCACCAUCCAGACAUAUAUCCCCUGUACCUUGAUCGUUGUUCUGUCCUGGGUUUCAUUUUGGAUCAACAAGGAUGCAGUGCCAGCCAGAACUUCUUUGGGAAUCACGACUGUGCUUACCAUGACCACUUUGAGUACCAUUGCUAGGAAGUCCUUACCCAAAGUGUCGUACGUCACGGCUAUGGACCUCUUCGUAUCAGUGUGCUUCAUCUUUGUUUUCGCCGCUCUGAUUGAGUACGGAACGCUCCACUACUUUGUGAGCAACCGCAAGCCCAGCAAAAACAAAGACAAGAAGAAGAGAAAUCCUCAGGCCCCCACUGUGGACAUUCGCCCGCGCUCAGCCACCGCCAUCCAGAUGAACAACGCCACCCACAUGCAGGAGCGGGACGAGGAAUACGGCUACGAGUGUCUGGAUGGGAAGGACUGCUCCAGCUUCUUCUGCUGCUUUGAGGACUGUCGCUCAGGAGCGUGGCGGCACGGCCGUUUGCACAUCCGUGUCACUAAGAUAGACUCUUACGCCCGCAUUUUCUUUCCCACUGCAUUUGGUCUAUUCAACGUAGUUUACUGGUUUUCCUAUCUCUAUCUUUAAAAUAGUUAGAAAAAAAUAGGCUGGCCUUAUUUUAUGUUACAGAUUCCAGCAAGACCCUUUCUUGGAAACGUGAGCCCACUGAAAACAUUUAAGUUGCAUUGUGUUGUUGUUGUUUUUCCAGUCUACGUA